Messenger RNA from Klebsormidium nitens, 2285 nucleotides. Lineage: Eukaryota; Viridiplantae; Streptophyta; Klebsormidiophyceae; Klebsormidiales; Klebsormidiaceae. The record is from the annotation of a GenBank genome assembly.
AGGCUAGGUCACAGGUGCCCUCUGUAGCUGCUGCAUAGUCCUAGAACUUAGAAGGAAGAAAAGUCCAGGUUCUCAAGGUCAAUCAUACCUACUAGCUAGUACAAGGAUGAGCUAGUAGAUGCAGGAGCGAUCUGCUUAGCCUUGGUGGCUGUUUGCUGCGUCUAAAGCCGAGGUUUCAGCAUUUCGGAGUCUUGUGUUAGAUGCAUGUAACGGCCGCGUGCUGGGAGGGUAUCUGAGGUGCCUGUUUCAAUUUCAUCUUGAGAAAACAGAGCGGCGCUGCAUUGACAAACCGCAGCAAAGAUGGCUUUGCUAAGAUUGCACCAAUGUGCUCGGAAUCUUAUGGGCAGCGUGGGACAGCUCAGGGUUUUGCAAUCAGGAGGACCUGCAAGUGGCCUCCAGCUUAGGCACAAGUCGCUGGCUGCUGAGGUUUCCAGCGAUGAACCUGCUCCGCCAAAGAUGCCCGACUUUGACUACAAGCCAAAGCCGUAUUCAGGUCCCAAGCUGGCUGAGGUCUUAGACAAACGGAAGAAGUUCCUCAACCCAGCCAUGUUUCUAUACUACAAGCAACCGCUCAACAUUGUAGAAGGCAAGAUGCAAUACCUCUUCGACGAGUCCGGCCGUCGCUAUCUUGACGCCUUUGCGGGGAUCGUAACCGUCAGCGCUGGGCACUGCCACCCCGAGAUUGUGGAGGCAGUCAGGCGGCAGAAUGAGCUGCUGCAGCACACUACCACCAUCUAUUUGAACCACCAGAUUGCAGACUAUGCCGAGGCGCUUGCUGCCAAGAUGCCUGGCAAUCUGAAGGUGUGCUACUUUGUCAAUUCUGGGUCUGAAGCCAAUGACAUGGCCAUGACUAUGGCCCGGCUCUACACCGGCAACUAUGACAUCAUUGCCCUCCGCAAUGCCUAUCAUGGCAUGAGUCCCGCCACCAUGGGCCUGACCGCGCACCACACAUGGAAGUACAACACAGCACAGGGCUUUGGUGUGCAUCACGCCCUGAAUCCAGACCCGUACAAAGGCGCGUUUGGAAACGACGGGGCACGCUAUGCGGAGGACGUUCAGGACCUCAUCCAGACGGCCACGAGCGGGCGUGUUGCGGGCUUCUUUGCAGAGACGAUACAGGGAGUCGGCGGGGCUGUUCCUCUGGCAGACGGUUAUCUCCCUGCGGUGUACAAGCACAUAAGAGAUGCUGGCGGGCUGUGCAUAGCCGAUGAAGUUCAGACCGGGUUUGGGCGGACGGGGACGCACUACUGGGGCUUCCAGAACCAGGGCGUCACGCCGGACAUCGUAACCAUGGCCAAGGGUAUCGGAAAUGGGCUACCGCUGGCGGCCGUCGUGACCACCCCCGAGGUCGCGCAGGUCCUGACCUCGCGCAUCCACUUCAACACGUACGGCGGCAACCCCGUCGUGUCCGCCGCGGGGCAGGCCGUGCUGCGAGUGCUCGACCAGGAAAAGCGCCAGGAGCACUGUAAAGCCGUGGGCGACUACCUGCUGACGGAGUUCAGGAAACUGCAGGAGAAGCACGACGUCAUUGGCGAUGUUCGCGGCCGCGGCCUCAUGUUGGGCGUGGAGCUGGUGACGGACAGAAAGACGAAGGCGCCGGCGACUCCGGAGACCCUCCAGGUGUUCGAGAAAAUGAAGGAUUUGGGCGUUCUGUUGGGCAAGGGCGGGCUCCGAGGCAACGUCUUCCGGAUCAAGCCUCCAAUGUGCUUCACGAAGGACGACGCAGAGUUCCUUGUCAAGUGCUUGGAUAUCUCCUUGUCUGAGCUUUAGGGACGUGUUGAGGAGGAGCCGUACUGGUUCGACGUCACGUAUGAAGAAGGACCGGAAGCUUCUCGUAUGAUCAGCUGGUCAUGGUUGGUAAGAGCUAUUCUCCGGGGUUCUGCCCUUGGGGGCAUAAUAGGCCGCCGAUGCAGAGGGUCUGCCUCUCUUACUCGCACACUGUGCGACGACGAACGAAGCAUGUGAGGGUGGAAUUUGGAUACCAGCCCAGGCAUGCUCUCUCUGACCUUAUAGUGUUGUAAUGCAGAUUUAGCCAGACAAGGGUUUUAAAACUCGUUACACAAUCAGAGUCAGAUAUGGCCUGCUUGACAGCAGAAGCAAGGUCACUUCAUUCUCGUUGGACUCUGGGAUAGCCUCAUUUUAGGACUAGCUGUACAGACCCCGCAAUCGUGUACAUAACUUGAUAUUAGUAAACGUAGAUAGAAGCUCGGGAUGAAGCACUCACUGCACCAGAACGUGGCAAUCGAUACACGCACGUGAAUUGUGUAGCCCGCAUGCAUGAGUGA